Aspergillus calidoustus is the source of this 2607-nucleotide messenger RNA. The record is from the annotation of a GenBank genome assembly. Lineage: Eukaryota; Fungi; Ascomycota; Eurotiomycetes; Eurotiales; Aspergillaceae.
UUCACGACCUUAUUUCCAGUUGAUAGCAGAUGAGUUUGAUAGCGAUAGCCCCCAACACUCGUAGAUGUCUUCCAGCUUGGGUGGGGGGGAUGUCGGACAGUAACACAACCGCACUUGCCACCCGUCAGACAGGCCGGAGAUACCUCCUUGCUGGAGGGAUCAAGCCAUCGCAAGCAUCCUUCCGCAGACUCAAAAGACGCCACAAAAGUCUGGUCGAACCCCGGACUGGCGCGCUUCUCCUGCCUGUCGCAGCAGCUGCCAAUCCUGAGCCCCAAUCGCGUGGUCAAACCGUUGCCCGAUCCAUGGUGAGAUGCGACAAUUGUAACCUCAGCCUCUCGGCCUGUCCGUCUAACGCUUGAUUCGGCCAAGUUCACCCCAUCUCUUAUCUUGAUUCGCCAUCGCCUGUUUUCCAACGCGUCCGAAGAAGUCUUCCAUGCGUUCCCUGCAUUAUUUUGCUGAUACCGACUGCCUUCCCUAUAAAGCAAGAUCGCACGCUCAUCCUUUUAAACCCGGUCGCUCACCCCGUCCUCUCUUCUUUUCUUUCCCAUUCCUUCCAUCCCCCCAUCCUUUUUUUCUCGCUCUUCUUUGACAGUCUUUCGCUUCUGCUCGCGACACAAUGGGCGCUGAGGAGCCCAAGAAAGGCCCUGCCGAUGUCGAGACCGGCCCUGCGCCUCCGCCUGCCUAUGUUCAGGAUGGCCAGAUUCACAGCUAUGAGGACGAGGACUUUUUGACCCGAAAUGGUCUCAACUUCAAGUCUUUCCAGCGUCGCCCGGCCGACUAUGUUGAGCUGCCGCGCCGAAUGAAAACCCGCCAUAUGCAUAUGAUUGCCAUUGGUGGUUCCAUUGGUGCUGGUUUCUUCGUCGGUUCUGGUAGCGCUCUCAACACUGGAGGCCCUGCUUCUCUGUUCCUGGAUUUCACGAUUAUUGGUAUUAUGAUCUUCAACGUCGUCUACGCUCUUGGUGAACUGUCUAUUAUGUAUCCUAUCACUGGUGGUUUCUACACUUACUCCUCGCGCUUCAUUGACCCUUCCUGGGGCUUUGCCAUGGGCUGGAAUUAUGUCUUCCAAUGGGCCAUCAUUGUCCCUCUAGAAUUAACAGUCGCCGGUCUCACAAUAGAGUAUUGGGGAGUUGACAUUAGUGUCGCGGUCUGGAUUACUGUGUUCCUGGUCGCCAUCAUUGUCCUCAACAUUUUUGGCUCUCUUGGGUACGCCGAAGAAGAGUUCUGGUCUUCGUGCCUAAAGCUCGGCGCCAUUAUCGUCUUCAUGAUCAUCGCUUUGGUCCUUGUUCUCGGUGGUGGUCCUUCGGGUCACAAAUACGACGAGUACUUUGGUGCCCGCUACUGGUACAACCCCGGUGCCUUCAAGAACGGAUUCAAGGGUUUCUGCUCUGUUUUCGUGACUGCUGCCUUCUCCUUCAGCGGUACCGAACUGGUCGGCUUGGCCGCAGCCGAGUCCGAAAACCCUACCAAGUCCCUACCCGGAGCCAUCAAGCAGGUCUUUUGGCGUAUCACUCUCUUCUACAUCGUUGGUCUUACGUUCAUUGGCCUUCUCGUCUCCUCAGAGGAUGAGCGUCUCUUGGGUAGCGGCUACAUUGACGUUUCCGCCUCGCCCUUCGUGAUUGUCGGUAAAGAUGCCGGUCUUAACGGCUACGACUCAUUCAUGAACGUCAUCAUCCUCGUCUCUGUGCUCUCCAUUGGUGUCUCUGGCGUGUAUGGUGCUUCCCGUACCCUCACCGCGCUUGCCGAGCAGGGAUACGCCCCCAAGGUCUUCACAUACGUCGACCGCUCCGGUCGCCCUCUCUGGUCUGUGCUGAUUAUCAUCCUCUUUGGUGUCUUGGGAUACGUCAACGUGGACUCAUCUGGUGAGGAAGUGUUUGCCUGGCUCCAGGCCUUGUCCGGUCUGGCCGCGCUCUUCACCUGGGGCUCCAUUUGCUUGGCCCACAUUCGUUUCCGCAAGGCGUGGGCUUACCACGGUCACACACUUGACGAGAUCCCCUUCCACGCCGUUGGUGGUGUCUACGGUUCUUACCUCGGUUUGUUCCUGAUCUUCAUCGUCCUGGCCGCUCAGUUCUUCGUGGCCAUUGCACCCCCCGGUGGCGGUCUCAACGAUGCCGAGGGCUUCUUCAAGUCCUACCUUGCCCUCCCGGUAGUGCUCUUCUUCUGGGCCUGCGGUUACCUCUGGAAGCGCCAGGGCUGGCUCCGAACCGCUCAGAUUGACGUUGACAGCGGCCGCCGGGAGAUUGACUGGGAGCUGAUCAACGCUGAGCGUGCCAGAGUUGCUGCCCUGCCCAAGUGGCGUCGCAUCAUCAACCUUAUCAUCUAGUAGAUUUAUCCUGUCGAUCGAUAUGCACGCCAUUCUCUCUAAGGUGUCCUUUCUAGGACGAUCUGGGGAUAGAUGGGUCUGUUUCAUGUCUACUAGUUUAAUAGCUCAUCCUCAUCUUAACUAAGGUUGACCAUUGUCUUAGUCUAAUCUACCCUCUACCUUUUUACAAAAUGACAAAUGGAUUCGCCACCUCCACGUCCAGACCAUACUCCGUAAACCCUGCCCCAUUUCCUGCAUAUGUGUCUGAAUCUGGUCACCCGCCCAAGGUGUGAUUUCCACGAUCCCUC